This is a messenger RNA of Penaeus indicus, 640 nucleotides long. RefSeq names its product cuticle protein 19.8-like. NCBI's taxonomy places the organism in Eukaryota, Metazoa, Arthropoda, Malacostraca, Decapoda, Penaeidae. The transcript has 3 exons. The record is from RefSeq and is a predicted model, not a curated record. Gene Ontology annotation, cellular component: extracellular matrix. The coding region runs from base 10 to 372 and encodes 120 amino acids.
CUUAACAAAAUGGUUUUCCUGAUUGCUGCUCUCUUUGCCCUGGUUAUGGGAACCGUUGCUGACAAUGGUCCUAGAUACAGUCCUCCUGCCCCCUCCUACAGCGCCCCUGCACCUGCUCCUUUGGGACCUGCGCAGUACGAUUUCAACUAUGCUGUGCAAGAUAACAUCGGAAACGACUUCGGUCACCAAGAAAGCCGAAAUGGAUAUGACACUCAGGGUACCUACUACGUCCAGCUCCCCGACGGUCGCCUCCAAACAGUCACCUACAAUGUAAACGGCGACUCCGGUUUCGUGGCUGACGUGGCAUACCAAGGAGAGGCACAGUAUCCUGCCCAGUCUUACCAACCUGCUCCAGCUCCUUCAUAUGGCUAAUGUUACUCGCCAGCGUGUUGUUUAAUAAAUUACAUAUGUAAUUUUAGAUAAAUAUAUAAGUGAUGUUGACACACAUGCGUUUGAAAUAUAGUCAGCUCAUAAUGGAAAACUGAAAUUAGAUUUGAUUUGAAUGUAAACACACAUACACAGAAUGUUUGCAACACGGCAAAGGAAAUACGAGCAAUAAAGGCAGAGACAUAGCUGUUACCUGGCGAUGGCCAUUUUUUGUCAUCUUUAAUCAAAAUAUUUUCACUGUUAUCAUCACUGA